UACUAGUCCGACUUCGAUCUCAUGUCCUGAACUAGUACCUCCAUCAUCAGAUCUUGUCUCUACAUCAGAUCUUCACCUCCCAAUAGCACUACGUAAAGAGGCUUUGUCUCAUCCUGAAUGGAGUCAUGCCAUGAUAGAGGAAAUGAAUGCUUUAGAUCUUAAUGGUACUUGGGAUUUGGUAGACUUGCCUACAGGGAAAAAGUCUAUUGGAUGUAAGUGGGUCUUUGCUGUUAAGGUUAACCCAGACGGAUCUGUUGCUCGGUUGAAAGCCCGAUUAGUUGCGAAGGGUUAUGCUCAAACCUAUGGUGUUGAUUAUUCUGACACUUUUUCUCCGGUUGCUAAAUUAACAUCUGUAAGGUUACUUAUUUCUCUCGCUGCAAGUCAUGGUUGGCACCUACAUCAGUUGGACAUUAAGAAUGCAUUCUUGCACGGUGAUCUUCAGGAGGAAGUUUAUAUUGAUCAAGCAACCUUCGGGGUUUGUUGCUCAGGGGGAGUAUAGAAAAGUUUGUCGACUUCGCAAGUCUCUUUAUGGUUUGAAACAGAGUCCCCGUGCAUGGUUCGGGAAAUUCAGUCAAUCAAUUGAACGGUUUGGAAUGAUCAAAGGCAAAUCGGAUCACUCUAUAUUUUACAGACGAACGAAAGCAGGGAAAUUGGGGGCAAAACCGAGCAGUACUCCCAUGAUUCCCAAUGUGCAGCUCACUCAUGAAGGCGUGCCAUUUGAAGAUCCAGAAAGAUAUGGAAGGUUGGUUGGAAAGCUUAAUUAUCUCGCAGUUACCCGUCCAGAUAUUGCGUACUCAGUGAGUAUAAUGCUGAUUGGGCUAGAUCUAAAGAUGAUAGAAGAUCUACAUCUGGCUAUUGCGUCUUUGUUGGUGGUAAUCUCGAUUCUUGGAAAAGUAAGAAGCAUAAUGUGGUUUCUCGUUCGAGUGCUGAAUCAGAAUAUCGGGCUAUGACACAAUCGGCAUGUGAGAUAAUCUGGAUAAACCAUUUAUUGAGUGAAAUCGGAUUGAAGACACCAAUGCCUACUAAACUCUGGUGUUAUAACCAAGCUUCUAUACGCAUUGCCAACAACCCAGUGUUUCAUGAGAGAACAAAACAUAUUAAGGUUGAUUGUCACUUUGUUCGAGAAAAGAUACAACAAGGAUUGAUCUUUACAGGAUAUGUGAAAACUGAAGAGCAACUUGGAGAUUUGUUCACUAAAGCACUAAAUGGAAUUCG
Molecule: messenger RNA, 1215 nt
Organism: Cuscuta europaea
Lineage: Eukaryota; Viridiplantae; Streptophyta; Magnoliopsida; Solanales; Convolvulaceae
Source: the annotation of a GenBank genome assembly